This is a messenger RNA of Macrosteles quadrilineatus (aster leafhopper), 7222 nucleotides long. RefSeq names its product sodium leak channel NALCN (gene na). The record is from RefSeq and is a predicted model, not a curated record. Gene Ontology annotation, cellular component: membrane. Gene Ontology annotation, biological process: transmembrane transport; monoatomic ion transport. Bases 258 to 5504 code for a protein of 1748 amino acids. The transcript is spliced from 31 exons. NCBI's taxonomy places the organism in Eukaryota, Metazoa, Arthropoda, Insecta, Hemiptera, Cicadellidae. Gene Ontology annotation, molecular function: monoatomic cation channel activity.
UUGAGUUACAAACACUCAUGUUAUUGAUUAAUUCAGGAUGAAAAAAUAGACAAUUCCUCCAAUAUGCCUUUAGCGAAAAGUAGUGAAUGCCUAUUCACCUGGAAAUGUACAAAUUAUUCAUUUCCUGUAGGCCUAUAACUGUCAUGGAUCGCCCAACAUUCAAAACUAACAAGACACUCCUCCAAUCAUUACUCGGCAUUACCUAAAGUAACGGAAGAAAUUCAAUUAGGCACAGUUUUCUAAAAUUGAUUGCAACCAUGAUGCUGGGAAGGAAGCAAAGUUUGAAGGGCGAUCAAGUGCUUGCAGACUACGGGCCGGAGGAAGCUCUAAAUGAAAGCGCAGACAUUGAGUGGGUUAAUAAGCUGUGGGUGAGAAGACUUAUGAGAGCAUGUGCCCUGAUCAGUCUACUGUCUGUGAGCUUGAACACGCCGAAAACAUUUGAACGCUAUCCUCCUCUACAGUACAUCACGUUCUGCUGUGAUCUUAUCAUCACCUUCCUCUUUACAGCUGAGAUGAUAGCAAAAAUGCACAUAAGAGGCAUUCUCAAGGGGGAGGUUCCAUACCUAAAGGAUCAUUGGUGUCAGUUUGACGCUAGCAUGGUGUUCUUCCUGUGGGUGUCGGUUAUUCUACAAAUGUUUGAAAUGCUCGGCAUCGUCCCUAGGUUCAGUUACCUCUCUAUUCUACGUUCCCCCAGACCCCUCAUCAUGAUACGGUUUAUUCGCGUCUUCCUCAAAUUCUCCAUGCCGAAAUCCCGCAUUAACCAGAUUUUCAAACGGUCCAGUCAACAGAUAUACAAUGUGACUCUCUUCUUCUUGUUCUUCAUGUCACUCUACGGACUUUUGGGUGUUCAAUUUUUUGGAGAGUUGAAAAACCAUUGUGUUUUGAACACUACUGAUCCAAAACGCAUCACAAUCAACAGUCUGGCAAUCCCUGAUACAUUUUGCUCUGUGGAUCCAGACUCGGGAUAUCAGUGUCCUCCUGGGAUGAAAUGCAUGAAGCUGGAAAUGUCCCGAUACGUCAUGGGAUUCAAUGGCUUUGAUGAAUUUGCCACCAGUAUAUUCACUGUGUACCAAGCGGCAUCACAGGAAGGCUGGGUGUUCAUCAUGUACCGAGCCAUUGACAGCCUCCCUGGCUGGCGCGCUGUUUUCUACUUCAGCACCAUGAUAUUCUUCCUCGCCUGGCUGGUCAAGAACGUCUUCAUCGCUGUCAUCACUGAAACAUUCAAUGAGAUCCGAGUUCAAUUUCAGCAGAUGUGGGGCAUCCGAGGUCACAUGACCAACAAAACUGCUUCCCAGAUACUGACAGGGGAUGACAACGGGUGGAAGUUAGUGACGCUUGACGAAAACAAAGACAACGGCUUGGCCCCCCCAAUUUGUCAGUCAAUCCUGCGCUCGGCCUCGUUCCGUUUGUUGAUGAUGGGUGUAAUCCUGGCCAACGGUAUCGUCACAGCAACAAUGCACUUCAAACAUGACGAGCGACCGCGGUCUACGUUCUACGAGAAUUACUACUAUAUUGAGGUUGUAUUCACAAUAUUCUUGGACUUGGAGGCUCUGUUCAAAAUCUGGUGCCUUGGUUUCCGAGGCUACUUCAAACACUCGUACCACAAGUUUGAGUUGCUGCUGACUAUCGGCACAACCCUGCACAUCAUCCCACAGUUCUAUCUCUCCGGCCUAACGUACUUUCAGGUUCUCAGAAUUGUCCGUCUUAUAAAAGCUUCUCCGAUGUUGGAGGAUUUUGUGUACAAAAUCUUUGGUCCAGGCAAGAAGCUGGGGAGUCUGAUAAUAUUCACCAUGUGUUUGCUGAUCAUCUCUUCCAGUAUAUCCAUGCAGUUGUUUUGCUUCUUGUGUGACUUUAACAAAUUUGAGAGUUUUCCUGAGGCAUUCAUGUCCAUGUUUCAAAUCCUGACACAAGAAGCAUGGGUGGAGGUGAUGGAUGAAACUAUGCUGCGUACAAGGGAGACUUUAGCACCUCUAGUGGCUGUCUACUUCAUACUCUACCAUCUGUUUGUAACAUUGAUUGUGCUCAGCUUGUUCGUUGCCGUUAUCUUGGACAACUUGGAACUUGACGAAGACAUAAAAAAACUCAAGCAGUUAAAAUUCCGUGAACAGAGUGCAGAGAUAAAAGAAACAUUGCCGUUUCGUUUGAGGGUGUUUGAAAAAUUUCCAGAUAGUCCUCAGAUGGUUAGCCUUCAUAAAAUACCAUCAGAUUAUAUUCUGCCCAAGGUUAGAGACAGCUUUAUGAGACAAUUUGUGUUUGAGUUGGGAGACGAUGAAAACGAAGGUGUUAAAAAGAUAAUUGAAGUGUUUGAUUCAAAAGUAGUCUACCGCAAGCAAAGGCCAAUAAAACUGUUGAACAAUCUGCCUAAAGUUCGCCAUGUGAAUACGGACCUCAGAAAGGCUGCAAUCACCUACAUUAUAAAUGACUCCAACAACCAGCGUCUGAUGUUGGGUGACUCAGCCGUCAUCCCUGUGCCAGGAAAGUCCCCUCUCAAUCCUCAAGGAACCAUCAGUAGUGCCAAACAACUGAGGAUCGACCAGAAAAAGUUUGCAAACAGGUCUAUCAGACGGAGUGUCCGCUCCGGCAGCAUCAAAUUGAAGCAGACUUAUGAACAUCUGAUGGAGAACGGAGACAUCGGAGCUAUGAACCGUGUCAGCUCGUCGGCGCGUCGGCCUCACGACCUUGACAUCAAACUGCUACAGGCCAAGCGUCAGCAGGCCGAGAUGAGAAGGAAUCAACGGGAGGAAGACCUUAGGGAGAACCACCCGUUGUUUGAUACUCCGCUGUUCCUCGUCCCGCGAGAGUCAAAGUUCCGCAAAGCCUGUCAGCUGAUUGUCUACGCUCGCUAUGACGCUAGACUUCGUGACCCACUGACUGGCAAAGAACGAAAAGUCAAGUACAAACGUCUUCACAACUUCCUAAGCCUGGUAACCUACUUGGACUGGGUUAUGAUCUGCGUUACCACCCUCUCCUGCAUCUCCAUGAUGUUUGAGACCCCAAACUUCCGUGUUAUGUCCACGCCGAUACUGCAGGUUGCCGAGUACAUCUUCGUCAUCUCCAUGUCUCUGGAACUAACACUCAAGAUUCUUGCUGACGGAAUAUUCUUCACACCGAAAGCCUAUAUGAAAGAUGUUGCAUCGAUAUUGGACGUUUUUAUUUACACGACGAGCCUGGUGUUUCUCUGCUGGAUGCCCAAAAGCGUUCCACCCAACUCUGGGGCACAGCUGUUGAUGAUUCUGCGCUGUGUUCGGCCUCUGCGCAUCUUCACACUGGUCCCUCACAUGCGCAAAGUUGUUGACGAGUUGUGCAGAGGUUUCAAAGAAAUUUUGUUGGUAUCCAUUCUGCUGAUCGUGCUGAUGUUUGUGUUUGCGAGCUACGGCGUGCAGCUGUUUGGUGGUCGCUUAGCUCGCUGCAACGACCCGACCAUCACCAAGCGAGAGGAGUGCGUCGGUGUGUUCAUGAGACGUGUGUUUGUCACCAAGAUGAAACUGCAUCCUGGACCAAACGAGUCCUACCCUUCUAUGCUGGUACCUCGAGUGUGGGCCAAUCCGAGGAGAUUUAACUUUGACAACAUUGGCUACGCAAUGCUUGCCUUGUUUGAAGUUUUAUCAUUCAAAGGCUGGCUGGAUGUUAGAGAUAUUCUCAUCAAGGCGUUGGGCCCCGUUCAUGCUAUUUAUAUUCACAUUUACAUUUUCCUCGGCUGUAUGAUCGGACUGACAUUGUUUGUGGGUGUCGUCAUCGCAAACUACUCGGAGAACAAAGGAACUGCACUCCUCACUGUGGACCAAAGGAGAUGGUGUGAUUUGAAAAAGAGGUUGAAAAUUGCCCAGCCCCUUCACUUGCCUCCCCGACCUGACGGUAAGAAGUUCCGAGCCAAGAUCUACGACCUCACACAGAACAUAACCUUCAAACGUUUCAUCGCAGGGAUGGUUCUCAUCAACAGCAGUCUGCUCUGUGUCUCGUGGCGUGAGGAGGAGGCACACACAGGUCCGCUAGCUAUGAUCAGCACAGUGUUGACGCUGGUGUUUGUGUUUGAAGUAGUGAUGAAGAAUAUUGCGUUCACUCCACGCGGCUACUGGCAGUCCCGCCGUAACAGAUACGACCUCUUGGUCACCGUGCUGGGGGUCAUCUGGAUAUUCAUCAACUCAACAUUGCAUAACAACUUGUCGUACACCGUGGGUUUCAUCGUGGUGAUUCUCAGGUUCUUCACCAUCACUGGCAAACAUGCAACGCUCAAAAUGUUAAUGCUGACUGUAGGAGUGUCUGUAUGCAAGAGUUUCUUCAUCAUCUUUGGAAUGUUUUUGCUGGUUUUCUUCUAUGCCCUUGCUGGGUCUAUACUCUUUGGCACUGUGAAGUAUGGAGAAGGGAUUGGAAGACGAGCCAACUUUGGCUCUCCAGUGACAGGAGUGGCAAUGCUGUUCCGCAUCGUCACUGGAGAAGAUUGGAACAAAAUUAUGCAUGAUUGCAUGAUCCAGCCCCCGUACUGCACCCCCGCCAAUAACUAUUGGGAGUCGGACUGCGGCAACUUUAUUGCAUCUCUCAUCUACUUCUGCUCCUUCUACGUCAUCAUCACUUAUAUAGUUCUCAACCUGCUUGUCGCUAUCAUCAUGGAGAACUUCUCGCUGUUCUAUUCCAACGAGGAGGACGCCCUACUCUCAUACGCAGACAUCAGGAACUUCCAGAACACUUGGAAUGUUGUCGACAUUCACCAGCGAGGGGUGAUCCCUGUUAGACGGGUGAGAUUCAUCUUAAGACUGUUGCAAGGGAGGUUAGAAGUCGACCCUCAGAAAGAUCGUCUGCUAUUCAAACAUAUGUGUUAUGAGUUGGAGCGGCUGCACAACGGAGAGGAUGUCACAUUCCACGAUGUUCUCAAUAUGUUGUCCUACCGAUCAGUAGACAUCAGAAAAGCUCUGCAACUAGAAGAAUUACUGGCGAGAGAGGAGUUUGAAUACAUCAUUGAAGAAGAAGUGGCAAAGCAAACCAUCAGAACUUGGCUGGAAGGCUGCUUGAAAAAGAUAAGAGCAACAAAUAAGCAGCAGAACAGUUUGAUCGCAGGACUGCGAGCUACCAACGAGCUGGUCGUGGGACCGACGCUGGACCAUCCCGAGGAGAAGGCCAAAGACACAAUCCAAGACCAGGACAGCGAAGGAGACCCCAAGGAGGUUGAAGGACCAAGACACAGGGCCAAGAGCAAGCAGAUCCCGAGAUCAGACAGUGUUGGCAGUGGCAGUGGACGCAAGCUGCUUGUCCCUACACUCUCCGACCCUCAGAGUCGUCCUGACAAGGAACGUCAGCAGAACAAGAAGAGGAACAACCGCCCACACGGUUCCAACAAGAAUCUACCUCACGUGUCCGAGGGUUCGGAAGCCAAUCGACUUCUGCUGAGAGACAUAACUCUAAACAAGACGAGUGCUCUCAAAGUGCCCAACGUGAUGCUGGAGGUGUGUGACUGGUGGCAUGAGCAGAUCGGCUACAACACAGAGUCUAGCGAUGAGGAGUGUGUGUGAGGUUGAACCAUCAGGAGGAGGCAAGCUUGAGGAGUGUAUGUCAAAUGGAACCAUCAGGAGGAAGGAAGCUUGAUGAGUGUCUGUCAAGUGGAACCAUGAGGAGGAGUCUGUAUAGUGGAAUCAUCAUCAUCAGAGUAUGGGUGUUUUUAAAACCUACAAGAAAAAACACAGACACAUUUUGUAAUUGUUUUUAUAACUCUUGUUGAGUUAACUCCUCCAAUAUGUUCGAUCUCUGAUGGUUGUAGUUUUGUGAUAAAAAUGUGCCAAGAACCAAAUUGUCAACCGUAUGAUAACAGAUAUUUACCCUCUACAAUGUGCCAUUUAUUUUUGUAUAAUUUAAUCGGCUAAUUAUAAACUUACGGUUUUAGUUUAGUAAGACUGCCUUUCAAGCUUGGGUAUGAUUGGUGGCCAACAAUAUUUACAACUGUGUUUAGAUUUACAACAAUGUUUAAAUGUAUUAAUUUAAGUUUGAUGUGAGGCUGGGAUGGAUCUAUUUAUGUGCAGAGUGAUAUUUCAAAUACGUCAAUGCAUUGGGUAUUAGAUAUCCAAGCACAUACUGUUAUUAUUUGAUUAAUAAUUGUUUAACCAAUCUCAGUUAUGCUGAUUAUUUGCUUAUAAUACAGUCAGUAUGUUAGCUAGCCAAUGACAUUUCCAUCCAACAAAUACUACGUAAGUUAAGAUAGAAUAUUCUAUUAUAUGGGUUUUAUUUUUGGAAAUGUUACAAAAAAUUACUACGUAGUGACUACCUUUUGUUCCUUAUGUUAUGAGACUUCUGUUGACAGAUUAGUACCUGAUUAGUCAAACUAGUCAAUUGUGCCAAAUUUAAAUAUUUGUAUUUGUAGUUACUGUGGUUUUCCUCCCCAUUUAUUUAUUUGUAUGUGGUUGUUAGAUAAAAUAAAAUUAAACCAAUGUAAACCUAAUAUUUAUAUGUUUAUAUUAUCAAGUAUUAUUUGAACAAUAAUAAUUAAUACUGAUAAUUAAUUCCACUUAUUACAAGUGGAUUUUGUCAAUUGAAGUAUACCUUUAACAUCUUGGAGUGGUUAUGUGAAAAGUACAGUAUUGUGCUGUCGUCACCACUUUUAUUAAAGUAAAAUAUAUCAAGUAUGGUAGAUUUUAAAUCUGUAUACUACUCUAUGUUUUGUAUAUGACUUCACAAAUCAACGAUUGUAAAACGUUAUGUUGUCAUGACAUAAAGUUUAUGUUGGUAUGCAUGUUACAUUGCACAACAUAAUAAUUGUUUUCACACAAUCAGCAUUUUUAUGACAUAGUAGAGAAUGGUACAAACUUACUGCCUAAUUACUCUACUGUUUUAAAACACCAUUGAGUUGUAGUACUUGAUGAAUCAGUCACUUAAAACUUAAAAAAGUAGAACACUUAAGGUAUUAGUUUUCAAAUAACAACGUCCAAUACAUUUAUUUAAUGUUGUUUAAAUGUCCCCACUCAGCUAAAGAACAAUAUAUGCCGUGUGAUGAUUUUGCAGUAGGUAGAGGAAGAGCACAUUUUGCAAAGGAGAAUAAUAUUAUGUAAAAUUAUUGUAAGAAAUGUAAUUAGACUGAUAUUAAAUUAGUAUGAUGUGUUUAUGUUGUUAUUGUUAUUGUUACCACUAAACAGCACUUGUUGUCAUACCUAACAGUAUUAUUACUAGUGAGACAAGAUUUAUUAUUUUAUCAGAGAAUUUAUAACAUUGUUGUAUUUAUGUAUUGUAAAUAUUGAAUGUA